UAGUGACGUGUACUUCUUUUUUGUUAAGAAAUAAAAGCCGCAUCACACCGCUUCUCUAUACUUAGUUAAAAAAGACAGACACUUGAUUAAGGAAAGACCAAAUCAAUCUGAAAGAUAAAACGCCGAGCGACACGUAAGCUCUACGCACAACAAAAAAACAGAAUGCGACAGCUGUCGACUAUUUUAAUACUGGCUUUCAUAGCCGGCAACGCCUAUGGCUUCUACUCCCCUUCAGAUGGAGUUGUGGAGCUGUCGUCCUCAAAUUUCGAUCGGGAAGUUUUGAAAGACGACGCCAUCUGGGUUGUGGAGUUCUAUGCCCCGUGGUGUGGUCACUGCCAGAGCUUGGUGCCGGAAUACAAGAAGCUGGCCAAGGCCCUUAAGGGAGUCGUUAAAGUGGGUUCCGUGAAUGCCGAUGCUGAUAGCUCUCUAGGCGGCCAGUUUGGUGUACGUGGCUUUCCCACCAUCAAGAUUUUCGGCGCCAAUAAAAAGACGCCCACCGAUUACAAUGGCCAACGCACGGCAAAGGCAAUUGCGGAGGCGGCUCUAGCGGAGGCGAAGAAGAAGGUGCAAGCUGCUUUUGGCGGCGGCAGUUCCAGCGGCGGUUCCAGCUCAUCCGGUGAUGAUGUCAUUGAACUUACAGAAGACAACUUCGACAAGCUGGUCCUCAACUCGGACGACAUCUGGCUAGUAGAGUUCUUUGCCCCGUGGUGCGGCCACUGCAAGAAUCUGGCCCCAGAGUGGGCAAGUGCUGCCAAACAGCUCAAGGGCAAGGUCAAGUUGGGCGCUCUCGACGCCACCGCCCACCAGAGCAAGGCUGCCGAGUACAAUAUUCGCGGCUAUCCAACUAUUAAAUUCUUCGCGGCUGGAUCUAAGCGCGCCAGCGAUGCUCAGGAGUACGAUGGUGGACGCACUGCCUCUGAUAUUGUGUCCUGGGCUAGCGACAAGCAUGUGGCCAAUGUUCCAGCCCCCGAACUGAUAGAAAUCACUAACGAAUCAACUUUUGAUAGCGCAUGUGAGGGCAAGCCCCUGUGCGUGGUUUCUGUGCUUCCCCACAUUCUGGACUGCGAUGCCAAGUGCCGUAACAAGUUCCUGGAUACUCUCCGUACCCUGGGAGAGAGUUACAAGCAGAAGCUCUGGGGCUGGGCUUGGGCCGAAGGUGGUCAGCAGCUGGCUCUUGAGGAAUCCCUUGAAGUGGGCGGUUUUGGUUACCCGGCCAUGGCUGUUGUUAACUUCAAGAAAAUGAAAUUCUCCGUUCUGAAAGGUUCCUUCUCCAAGGACGGCAUCAAUGAGUUCCUGCGCGACAUCUCCUACGGCCGUGGCCAUACUGCUCCCGUUCGAGGCGCAAAGAAGCCCGAUAUUGUGUCCGUGGAUCCCUGGGAUGGUAAGGACGGCCAGCUGCCCACCGAAGAGGACAUCGAUCUGAGCGACAUCGACCUAGACGAUGUUUCCAAGGAUGAGCUGUAGGAGAUUAACUCAUACACCACCUACCAUCAAGACUGUGCGGCUCAAGCUCAAUUUUCCACUUACCGAUAAUGAUAACUUGCAUUCUGAAUGAUAAUGAUAUUCUAAGGUCAGCCAGCGUAUCUAAAUAUAAAUAAAACUACGAGUACUAUACUAGCGCGUUUUUUACCAAUCCUCAAAUAGCUUAUAGAGAAUUGAAACCAUCGAACAUAUGAAUUUUGUACCAUGAAUUGAAUAAACUGUGUAACAAAA
Messenger RNA from Drosophila bipectinata, 1713 nucleotides. It is a transcript of the gene CaBP1, whose product is annotated as Protein disulfide-isomerase A6 homolog CaBP1. Gene Ontology annotation, biological process: response to endoplasmic reticulum stress. Lineage: Eukaryota; Metazoa; Arthropoda; Insecta; Diptera; Drosophilidae. The record is from RefSeq and is a predicted model, not a curated record. Gene Ontology annotation, molecular function: protein disulfide isomerase activity; protein-disulfide reductase activity. Gene Ontology annotation, cellular component: endoplasmic reticulum lumen.